CCAAAUAUGGCUGUUUGGCUGCUGCCCACAUGGAGCAUCACUGCUGGGUCUGACUCCCCACACUCCCCUCCUCUCUCACACACACUGGGCUCCUCACUCUCUCAGCCAAUGGCGAGCCCGCAGCUCUGAGGGGUUACAGGAUCAUUUGCAGCCCACUGCACCCAGGGCUCCCAGUGCUUGUUAUAGCCCAGCACCCAGGCAGGGGUGGGAGAUGCCUACUUGGAAGUGAAGGAGAGAGAAGAAGUUCAACAUCAUCUACUGACUUCCUGCAUUGUGCCAGGACCCCCAAACUGCAAGUGUUGGACCCACUCCAGCUGCCGGAUCCCCCCUGCUAUGCUGUGCCCAACUUGCUGCUCCGGAGUGUAGGUGCCCUGUUUUGGACCAAGAAGCUGCCAGUUGCUGCGCAAUGAAUGCCACCAGAGAGAAGGUCCAGCUGGACAUGCCCAUUGGAGGUGCCCAGGCAGCGGGGGUGGUGGAAGCGGUGACCUGCGGUCUCCACGGAGAGAUGAUGGACAGCCAUGGGGAGCAGAGACUGACUGCCAGCGACCUGCCGGCCUAUGGGUGCCCAAGGGACAGACAAGGGGACCACCCGAACUGUAACGCACCUGCUGGGCCUGAGAGCUUGGGGGCUGCCCCGCUUGCGGUCCACAGAACCACGUCCUUCUCGGUGCUGGACAUCUUGGACCCUAACAAGUUCAACAGCAAACAGAGACACUGCUCUGGGGCAUACAAGCCCCCCGGCGAUUAUAUCCUGAGGGGAGAGGAAAAGGCGGAGGGUCCCGACAUAGCAACGGGCCAAAAGGCUUUCCUUGAAGAAUAUGAGUCCUGCAAAAAGUCCACUGAAGUUAUAAAGGAGGAGGGGCUGUACCAGCACUCGGCUACAGAGGACUGUCAGACCCAGGAGUUCAGCCCCAGCCCGGGCAGUGACCUGGAGGAAGAGGAGGAUGAAGAGGAAGAUGAAGAGAUCUGCAGUGAGGAGAGCAGCAAUUCCACCCCUUCAGGUCUGGCAGAGAGGGACCCAGGGGCCGGGAAUGGCCAGGGUGAGGAUGCCCUGAAUACUGGGGCCCCUGCCGGGUCCAACCAACAGCAACCCACUGGGAAGAACCAACAGCAGCAGAACCAGCACGGGAAGCCCAAAAGGAAGCGCACCGGGUCGGACUCCAAGUCGGGGAAGCCCCGGAGAGCCCGCACCGCAUUCACCUACGAACAGCUGGUGGCGCUAGAGAACAAGUUCAAGUCGACCCGGUACCUGUCGGUGUGUGAGAGGCUCAACCUGGCUCUGUCCCUCAGUCUCACCGAGACCCAAGUUAAAAUCUGGUUCCAGAACCGGCGCACUAAGUGGAAGAAGCAGAACCCUGGGGCUGACACUAGCGCCCCCACUGGGGGGUCCGGCCAUGGGGGAGGUGGGUCUGGAUCUGUGUUGGGAGGGGGUCUCAGCCCUCUUAGCCACUCGCCCCCCAUGGGAAACCCAAUGGCCUUGCAUGGCCACCAUGGCUACCCCAGCCAUGCCCCCGGGGGGUUAAUGUGCACUGCCCAACUGCCCUUCCUGCCGGGUCCGGCCGCUGUACUGUCCCCCUUUGUCCUGAGCUCCCAGUCCUAUGGGGCCCCAGCAUUCUAUGCCCCUCACUUAUAAUGACUGGGACCGGGCUACAGACUGGAACUUGGCACAAUGGACCACUAGGUGGCAACGUUACGCCCAUGGGACUUCAUCAGGACUGCAGGGCCACAGCUGAACCCACUUAAUGUGCCUGGGUAACUGGUGACCCCCCCCCCCCAAAACCUGGACCCAUAUCAGUGUAAAGGUAAAGCCAUGGGCCCCGAUGUUGCUCUUAACUAAUUACAUUCCCGCAGCCCAACAGAAAUGGUUACACUCUAUUUAACCCUUUCAGAGUCUGAGAACUGAUACACCUGGCAUUCACGGGGUUAAAUGAAAGCACUUUAUUGCCCGGUUUGAGCCAGGAUCGGUAGAUAAAUACAUGUAUCAGUUACAUAGGGUCAAGCAGAAACAGCCUGCACCCCCCGCAAUCUUUGGGUUUAUUCCCCUUAACAAAGGGAUCCCCUAUUAAUGAAACCCCCAACACUCACAGCUACAAGGCUACUGUUUGUCUAUUGAGUCGCUCUCUCUAUAUAUAAAAUAUAAAGCAAAACGCGCAGUUAAACGAAUCUGAAGGCGAAAUGUGCGCAAAGUAGCGACUUCCGCGAAAAAACGCAGAAAAGGACGCAGAGAAAUACUGUACCUUCAUAAUUCGUUACAACCCUGUAAAAUAACAGGCAGGACCCAUAGGCCACCGACUUGCAAGGAUUUAUGGGUUUGUCCCCCCCCCCC
Xenopus tropicalis (tropical clawed frog) is the source of this 2326-nucleotide messenger RNA. It is a transcript of the gene nkx1-1, whose product is annotated as nkx1-1. Gene Ontology annotation, biological process: regulation of DNA-templated transcription. Gene Ontology annotation, cellular component: nucleus. The record is from RefSeq and is a predicted model, not a curated record. NCBI's taxonomy places the organism in Eukaryota, Metazoa, Chordata, Amphibia, Anura, Pipidae. Gene Ontology annotation, molecular function: DNA-binding transcription factor activity, RNA polymerase II-specific; DNA binding. The transcript has 2 exons. Bases 407 to 1633 code for a protein of 408 amino acids.